Stegodyphus dumicola is the source of this 3920-nucleotide messenger RNA. RefSeq lists its product as uncharacterized. NCBI's taxonomy places the organism in Eukaryota, Metazoa, Arthropoda, Arachnida, Araneae, Eresidae. Gene Ontology annotation, molecular function: histone binding; DNA binding. Gene Ontology annotation, cellular component: nucleus. The record is from RefSeq and is a predicted model, not a curated record. Gene Ontology annotation, biological process: chromatin organization; regulation of double-strand break repair.
CUUAGGGAAAUUAUACCUGAAAUCGUUAUUUCUGAAAUCCGAAAUAUUUCAAGUGAUAAAGAAGCUACUGCACCAACUUCUAAUGCAGCUGUAAGUUGUUCUACUGUGACAAUAACUGAAGAAGAGCAGCCAGAGAUUGAAAUAGUUAAAGCUUCUCUUUCUACUUCUAUUGAAAUCACACCAAUUCCCCAAGACAAUGUAAAAGUAGAACAUCCUCCUGAAACUGAUGAGCCAUUAUCCAAAGUUAAAAAAGAAGUAACUAUUAUUCCUGCUCGUGUAUCAUAUUUUGGAAGUGAUGAUGAAGAUGAUCAGCCUCUGUCAAAAAUGAUAGGCCAUCCUAAUGAUGACCAGUUGAGAGUUCUUGUUACAAAAAUCGUCAAAGAAUCUAAACUUGAAGAAAUUACCAUGAAACAUGUUAUACGGAAAGUAUUCGAGACGUAUCCAAAUUUUGACCUUGGCUAUCGAAAAGAAUUCAUUAAGUCUAUAGUCAGACAGAUACUUUCUCAAAUGGAUGAUCAAAGUUGCUCUGUAUCAACUACUGUGAUUACAAUAUGAAUGAAGUUUUUGCUUUUUUCAGUGAUAUGAUUACAUGCCAUAUGUAUUAUACAACAUUUUGUUUGCGUGUUGCAUUUAUACAUUGCUGAAUUUCCCCUCUUGGUGAACUGCAGCUAACAGCAAUGUAAUGCAUUUAAGAGUGAUGUACUGUUUUAUGAAGUGUUGUGUAUUUACUGUUUUCAUUAGCUUUUGGCAAGGGGAAAAUUGUCAAUGUGUAUGUAAUAAGAUAUUUUGUAUCUUUAUGGUUAUCUAUCAAGUAUCUUUACUGAUAACCUUCAUCAAUUUUUAAAACUCUCCUCAUUCCCAUUUCAUCUGUGCUUUACAUUGCUCAUUUAAACUGCUUUUUAAUUAUUGUACAAUGAGAGCCAUUUUGAAACGUGUGGUAAUCAUGUUACCAUCCAGCACAAUUUCUUUUUCAUUAGUCCAUUAUUUUUAAGUGUGAUUUUAUAACUGAUAAUUAUUAGCAUUUCAGUUUUAUUAAAAACUCUCAUUCAGUUCUAUUAGAUCAUAAAUUAAUGGUAUAUUUUUAUUGUAAGAGUGAAAUGCCAUAAAUAUGUAUUGCUUAAAAUCAUAGAACUCUAAAAUUUAGAUCUUUUAACUAUGAAGUUCUCAUUAAAUGUUUUUAGAAUUUGUACUACUUCAUAAAAUGUUUUGUAAAAGUAUCUAAUGUAGUAGUAUGAAGUUAAGGAUCUACAUCCUACAUAAAAGAAUAAUUUUUGUCAAUUGAAACAAAAAGAAAAUUGUAUAAAUUUCAGUUAAAGAAAAGCAAAAAUAUUCAUAAGACCAAAGCUUGAAUAGUAUAUAGUUAAUGCUCGAGUUUUCACUAGUUAAAAAAUUCAGAAUUUUUAAACAGUGACUGAAUCAUAUAAUGAUGAUCUGAUAUAUUUAUGCUGUAGUAAAAUAAACACUAGUUGUUCAUUAAUAUAUCAGUUUUUUAUUAUGAUUUUAAUCAGCAUAAAAGUUGAAAAUCAUAUUAUAGCAUAUAAAUUAUUUGUUGAUAAAAGAAAGGAAUCAGAAUCACUUAUAGAUGUAAAUCCUUUAUCUUUUAUAGUACUGAACAUAAGAAUUUUCUGUAUUUAGGUUACCAAUUUAUUUACUGAGCUGCAGUGCAUUUUCUUUUCUUUUCUUUUUUUACUUAAGCAUUGACAUGUAGUGCAUUUCUGUAUUGUCAUAAACAGCAUUGUAUAUAUGUACAUUUUAAUACAAAAUUGUAAACAAAAUUGUAUGCAAAAUUACUUGUUUUUUAAGUAAAGAUUCGUGCAAAACAUUAAAAAUAUUAAAAGGAGUACAGUUAAAAAGGGUCACAUGCAUCCAUAUCAAUGCUUUAUUGGCUAGUAAAAUAUCCACAUGUGCUUACCUUUUUGUGUUGAAGUUUAGGAGGUUUCAUAGAUAAUGCUCAUUAUUUUCAAUUUUCCUAUAUGUGGUUGUGUGGGUUAGUUUUGUAAAAUGUCUGCUUUGAACAGAAAAAUCUUCAGUCUCUUAAAGAUAGUGUUCUAAUUAAAUUAAAUUUUAAAACAGUGUUCUUUCUUUCUAAUCUUCAUAUCCAUAAUGUUGUAUGCUUGGAUGAGAGACAAUAUGAUAUUUUCAAAGUUUUGUGUAUAUAUAGACUGGUGGAUAGUAGCUAAGGAUGGAUUGUAAACAGCUAUCUAGUGUGUAAAAAAGUAAAUGUAGUUGGAUGUCAAGUGAAAUAAAAUAAUGCCAAAAUGCUAGGACAUAACCACAAUGGUAAUUUAUUGUGCUCUGAAAUCCAUAAGGCUGUGAAAGGACAAAAUGGUCGCUUUCGGCUGAAUAAAUUAAAAUGGGGAAAAAAAAAUGCAGUUACUAUCCACAAACAUUCUGACAUAAGAUGUCAGUAUGAGACAUAGCCAUUAUGAAGGGAGAUGCAAGAUUCCACGCAUCAUGUCAUAUUUUGCACAACAUUUUCAAUGGGAUUAAGAUCCGGAGAACGUACUGAGCAUACGAGGCGUUGAAUAUUCUUGCUCUCUAGACACUCCUGGACUGCAGCUGUUUGAUGACAUGUUGCAUUGUUAUUCAUGAAGACAAAUUCAUUACUGACAGAGUACCAUGGGACAUGCAAAUGUUGGCCAGUCAUAGUGCCAGUUGGAAGCACAUAGAGUGACAUACAGCCAUUGAUCAUGUUCCCAGCCCAUAUCAUGACACUACAUGUAGAAUAUCGGUCCCUUUCUUGUAUGUCUGCUGGACUAUAUGCAGGAUACCACUCUCAUGCAACAUCAGUUGUUUCCAUAAUCAGAUAAGUCAUCUGAGAAUAGUUUACAAGCCUGAUUGUCUUCUCUCCAACUGUGAUGCUGAUGACACCAUUGCAAAUGGCAGGAGCGUUGACGUCUAGACAUGCACAUAACAACAUGGUGGAGGUAUAGUCUUCUUUGAUACAAAUAUCUGGCUACAAUUUUUCAGGAUAUUUGCUCUCAGUAGCUGAUUUGCUACUUCAGUAGCUGUGCUGUAGCAGUUCCUUUUUGUCAAUAGCACUAUGUACCUAUCUUCUGCAGGCAUCGUACUGUUUUUCAAAGCCUUGAAACCACACUGUGGCUGACAUCAAACUUCUUACAAAUAUCUUUUUUUUUUUUUUUGUUCUCCCUCCCCACCCUUUUUAAAAUCUUUCCAAUAAUAAUAUGGCCAUAUGUAGAAUCAUUGAAGUGAUGUUGGGAAGACAUAACGAAAAUUGCAAGUUCGUCAAUUUAUUCUUUCAUGUUAAAUUUUACUUCUGACUAACAAUGGUCAAUAUGCAUCAAAUCCUUUUAUCUAUUAUCACUUGACAAACAACUUCGCCAAUCCAAAAUUUGUGUACGCACAACAUGUCUUAAUCUCGCACUUAUGCUAAUUUUCACAUUUUUCUGCCUUCCAUUUUGUGGUUGCUAUAACUGCUGCUGUCCACCAGUGUCAGCAAUUAUUAUCCAGUGUAUAAAGAAAAGCAUUUGAGUCUUAGAAUUGAGGUCAGGUGUCUUGUCUUUUAUUGUAGCCUAGAUUCAGAUUAAAGGUCUUAGUAGUGGAAAUGUAAAUUAUUGCUAUAUUGUGAGAUUCAUGGACUGUAUAAUCCUCAUAUUUCAGAAACUGCUUAUAAAAAUUAUGGUACAUUUUUAAUAUAGUUAAUAUUUUUAUUUUAAAACUGUGGCAAGUUUUAAAAAGAAGUGUUUUAAUUUAAUUCUGCUAUCCAUCCCCUCCCCACGAUAUUUCAGCUAAUUAGAAAAAGCUUCACAUUUAUUAACAACUCAAGCUGGACUCUGAAUCUGAUUUGAAUAAUUUAAUAUUUGAGCAAGUCCUAAGUUUGCUGAGUAAAGUUAAAGAAGGAAACUUUCUAAAAAUACAAUGGGAUUAUUAUAUGGGGAAAAAAAAAAAAAAAAAAAAAA